Messenger RNA from Symbiodinium sp. CCMP2592, 3606 nucleotides. The record is from the annotation of a GenBank genome assembly. Lineage: Eukaryota; Dinophyceae; Suessiales; Symbiodiniaceae.
AUGAACCGAACCGCGCGGAGAGUGCUUGUGGCGUCCUUGGCCUUUUUGGCCUUGCCGGCAGCGCACGCCAGCCAAGGCACAUGCCAGUGCGAUGGCAUCGCCGACUGGGACGACCCCAGCUUUGGCAGGUGCGACUGGUGGGGCGAUGUCCACAUCACCAAGAGUUGGAAUUCCCCCGACGUCUUUGACUUCCAGUCUCUUGGCGUCUACUCCUAUGCUUCGACCACAAAGUGCGGAGGAGACUUUGAAAUGCAGAUCUUCCAGUGCCCCUACAGCAAGAACGGGAAUGCGGUGGCCAUCGGCGUCGCGGUGAAGCUGAACGACGGGGACGUGGUGAUCGUUGCCAACGACACGGUGACCAACCCAAACGAUGCCGACGUGUCGACGGAGAAGAUCGAGAACCUGAAGAAAGGUGUCAACAUCCUCAGCGACGACAAGUGCAUUCGUCUCAACGUGAACACGAAGCUCAUCCGCAGGGCCCCAGGUCUGUUGCACAACGGAAACCUCCGAAUCAUCAACGAGGCUCUGACCAACGAGGGCAUCUGCGGUGCUCCGUCGUUCGGCGGUUCCUAUGUGUCCCCUGACAGCCCGGACAUGCUCUUCCCCGACGAAGUUUUUGAAGACAUGUGCGGCUACUGCAAGUCUCAGACCGGCGUCUCCGUUCCAGGCUGCGGUGCUCCGGACGAUGGUGACGACGAGCCAGAGAUCUCGCCGGGUUGCGAGUUCAUGCAGCUGAGGCCCAAGGGCAGAAAGGUCGUGGAUUGCGCUGGCGACCAGGACGCCGUGAUCGAGGAGGCCAAGGCGGACGGUGAGAACUGUGUGGCCUACGUGGGCUUGGGAAAGUCCUUCUCGUGCUCCGAUUUCUGCGCCGAAAAGGGCUCCACUUGCGAGAUGGCCAUUGACCAGCCGAACGGCCAGCAGUGCGUGGCCUCCGUGUCCAGCCUUGAUCAGAUUGACACGAACACGGUGAAUUGCGACUCCAAGCAGUUCCGGGAUCUGCUCUGUGUUUGCAAGAAGCCGGACAACCCAGCCCCAGGGCCCACCCCUGAGGAGGCGUGCGCAGCCACGAUGGAUGGCUUCACUCUGACGGAUGCUGCGAAGCUGUGCCGCGAGAAGGCGGACUGGCUGCAGGGCGUGCCUUACCCGCCCACUGGAGCAUCCGGCGCUGCCGGCGAGAAAGAGGCCUUCUUGCGCGCUUGCAUCCUGGAUGUUUGCUCCGCAGAGCCGGAGGAUCGCGAAGAUGUGGCGGAGAAUGCUGGCGACCAGGAUCCCAGUGAUCCUCCGGUGCCGCCAUCAACGACGACCACGACCACGACGACCAGCACUACUACGACCAGCGCUGCCACGACCACUACCACCACGACUCCAGCAGUUGUCGGGGAUGAGUUGUAUGUCUUCGGAUUCACUCCCUACGUCGGCGCCUCAUCGCCUUACACGCCGGAGGGCGUUGUCGAAGUAGAGUCCCUCCCCGACGGCAACACCCGCCUUUCCUGGAGCCUCACCGGCCUCGACCCGGGCUGCAGCAGGACUUGCAAGAACGACAACUGCUGCGGGGUCGUCAUCUACGAAGGCACGAGCUGCGAGGAGCCUGCAGGCUCUACCCUUUGGGAUGGCGGGGUAUCGGUGAGGUACACCUCCAGCCCAUCGAACGUGCUGUCCAAGGAAGUGAAAACGGGCCUCGGAAAUGACGACGUGUUGGGCCGCACUGUAGUGAUCCAUGACAAGAAAGGCAGAAAAAUUGCCUGUGGCAUCAUCGAGCCGUCCACCACCACGGUCUUCGAAAAGUACCCCAAAUACGGCGGUGACCUCCCAUUGACAUCCGGUGGUGUCCAGGUCGAGUCGGAUGAUGGAACGCAGAUGCUCAGCUGGCUGUUCACUCAAGGCCUCGACCCCCGGUGCGAUAAGACCACCUGCACGGCGGCCAACUGCUGUGGUGUCCACAUCCACGAGGGCACGACCUGCUCGAAUGCUGCCUCCGUCGGCGGCCAUUACUGGAACACGGACCUCUACCCAGAAGACCCCUGGAUGGGCGUCCGCUAUGUGAUUCAGGGCUCCAUGCCGUCGGCGGUGAACGACCUGAGCGUCACCACGGGCUACAACGCCGAGGACAUCGACGGCCGGGCCGUGGUGGUCCACGACUACGACGGUGUUCGGAUUGGUUGCGCAAUCAUCGAGAUGCCAGAAGAGGAGCCAGAGCCCGUGGACGGUGAUGACUUGUACGUCUUCGACUUGAGCCCUUAUGUCGGUUCCUCGUCGCCUUACCAGCCACAGGGAGUCAUCGAGGUGAAGUCCACGGACGACAGCACGACAGUGCUCUCCUGGAGUUUGACUGGCCUCGACCCCGGUUGCAGCGGCACGUGCACCGAAACUAAUUGCUGCGGCAUCCACGUUCAUGAAGGCAUGAGCUGCGCCGAAAGUGCUGGCGCGCACUACUGGGACGGUGAUGGAGAGGACCCUUGGCUGUCCGUCAAGUACGACUCCAGCACGGACCCUGCAAACGUCCUCUUCGUGGAGGUCGACACGGGGCUCGGCCGCAGCGAUCUCCUCGGCCGUGCGGUGGUGAUCCACGACAAGACGGGCGCUCGCAUCGCCUGCGGCAUCAUCGAGGAGUCCACGACGACCGUCUUCGAGGAGUACCCGAGCUACGGGGGUGACUUGCCUUUGACUUCCGGUGGUGUGAAGGUGGAGUCGGAUGACGAGACGCAGACGCUUAGUUGGCUCUUCACAGAAGGCCUCGACCCCCGGUGCGAUAAGACCACGUGCUCUGCGGCCAACUGCUGUGGUGUCCACAUCCACGAAGGCAUGACCUGCUCCGAUGCUGAUGCUAUUGGUGGCCACUUCUGGAACAAGGACCUCUACACGGAGGAUCCCUGGAUGGACAUCCGCUAUGUGAUCGAGGGUUCCAUGCCGUCGAAGGUGAACGACCUGAGCGUCACAACCGGCUUCCCUGCCGAGAAGAUCAACGGCCGGGCCGUGGUGGUCCACGACUACGACGGUGUUCGGAUUGGUUGUGCCACCAUCAAGAUCUGCGUGGACAGCACGAGCACUGUGCAGGGAGCCAUUGAGAAGCUGGAGGAUGCCGUGGAUCAGAUCAAGGAUGCUUUGUCUGACUUGAGCGCAAUGGUGAACAGCAGCAGUGGCAAAGGGGGCCAUUCCGGCUACCACUCCUAUGGCGCUUAUGGCACGGACCAGGCGGACGAUGGAAAGUACAAGUGCAGCCACAUCUGCGGCGACAUCUGCGGGACGCAGCACCCGCAGCCAGCUCACUGCCAGUCUCAGUGCAAGCAGAGGCAGAACGCCAUCCUCGACAUCGUCCAGGUCUACUGCAUCCAAGGUCUGUGCCCAAGUCUCCUUGAGACGAACGAGGAAGUCGGCCUGUUGCAGAGGCGAACAGAGCGAGAAGAGCAAGGACUGGAGGCAGAGGCGGGAGGGCGUUGCCGCGAGAUCCCCAAGUACUGCCAGCUCUUCUGCAAGCGCGGCUUCUUGCUCCCAGUUGGCGAUGGGUACGACGAAAUCAGGAAGUGCAGGGAGGAAUGCGAGACGAAUUUUUCGGCCUUCCAGGUGCCUCUACAGAAGUACGUGGAGGCAGGCUGCUGCGCUGCAUGA